This is a messenger RNA of Beta vulgaris subsp. vulgaris (sugar beet), 1513 nucleotides long. RefSeq lists its product as uncharacterized. Gene Ontology annotation, molecular function: carbohydrate binding; aldose 1-epimerase activity. The transcript is spliced from 5 exons. Gene Ontology annotation, biological process: beta-D-galactose catabolic process via UDP-galactose, Leloir pathway; glucose metabolic process. Lineage: Eukaryota; Viridiplantae; Streptophyta; Magnoliopsida; Caryophyllales; Amaranthaceae. Bases 195 to 1337 code for a protein of 380 amino acids. The record is from RefSeq and is a predicted model, not a curated record.
AUAAGCCAUAAAAAAGACGUUAACUCACAAGUCACCAGUCAAUGCAAGCUUUUGAUACCUGGAUAAAAUCUCCAAGUGGGAUGCGCCCUCUUUAAAGCUUGCACCGUUACACGUUCUUCCCCCAAAACCCUUAGCAUUAGAAAAGCAACAUUAAGAAAAUUCUUUCCCAAGUACUACCGUUUUUAUCCCCAAAAAUGGCUGAAAUCUCUCACUUAAUAAUGUUCUCUCUAUUAUCUCUCAGCCUUUUCAACUUCAGUUUUGCAUUAAAUCCUCAAGUUUCUUACAUUUCGAACCACCAACAUCAUUCCAAAUAUCACCCAAAAGUGAAUCAAGAGAUUGGAGUUUAUGAGCUUAAGAAUGGGAAUGUCUCUGUUAAGCUUACUAAUUAUGGGGCUACUGUUAUCUCUGUCAUUGUUCCUGAUAAAUAUGGAAAGCUAGCUGAUGUGGUUCUUGGAUAUGACUCUGCCAAGGAAUAUGUGAAUGAUACAACAUACUUUGGUGCCAUCGUUGGGCGGGUGGCUAACAGAAUUGCUGGUGCACAAUAUACUUACAAUGAAAAACACUACAAACUCAUUGCCAAUGAGGGGAAAAACAUACUUCAUGGUGGUCCAAAAGGGUUCAGUCGUGUUAUCUGGAAGGUGGACCGUUACAGCCCCAAAGCUCAUUAUCCACAUAUUAAGUUUAGUUACUUCAGUUUUGAUGGAGAACAAGGAUUCCCAGGUAAGCUGAAGGUAACAGUGAUAUACAAAAUAAUCAAGGGAAACCAUCUAUUAGUCACAAUGAGAGCAAAACCUUUAAACAAGCCAACUCCAGUUAAUCUAGCCCAACAUACAUAUUGGAACCUUGGAGGCCAUACUAGUGGCAACAUUCUAGCUCAUGAAGUUCAAAUCUUCGCUUCCCAAAUUACUCCUGUGGAUAAAAACCUCAUACCAACAGGCAAGUUCGAGCAAGUGAAAGGAACACCAUUCGAUUUCCUUAAGCCUCAUACUGUUGGGAGCACGAUAAAUAAGCUUCCGAAAGGCUAUGACAUAAACUAUGUGGUUGAUGGUUACAAGACUCGACAUGCUGCUGUGACACCCGUUGCUGUUGUAAAGGAGAAAAAAUCAGGGCGGGUGAUGGAGUUGUGGGCAAACAAGCCUGGAGUCCAAUUUUAUACAAGCAACACACUAAAUACGACAGGUAAAGGAGGACAUGUGUAUGGACCUCAUGCUGCUCUAUGUUUGGAGACUCAGGGGUUCCCUGAUGCUGUCAAUCAUCCGAAUUUCCCUUCAGUGAUGGUUUCCCCUGGUGAAACUUAUGAGCAUUACAUGUUGUUCAAGUUCUCGACCAUGAAUUAGUUGGAAACAUGGAUAGAAGAGUUUGUAUUUUUGUUGUGUUUUGGCUAUUUUUUGUUCUUAAAAGUCUUGAGCUGGGAAGGAUUGCUUGUUGUUGGCUUUGAUAGGCAAAUUCUAUUCUUCCAGUACUUCACCGUUGUGAUCUGAGAUGUUUCAAUAAAAAUGGCCUGUUUAACAAA